AUGCCAACAGAACAAUUAUCAAAAAAACAUAAUUCUUCAUCGAAACAUGAUACAGUCAAUGGUACAAAUGGUGUACCUAUGAAAUUAAUAUUACCAGGUGAUGAAUCACGUCGAUCAAAUCGUCGUGACAUGACAAAAACUGAUAAAUUAAUGAUGGUACUUAAUGAAUUAUGUUUUUCAAUAUCAUAUCGUAAACAAAUAACAAUAUGGGAACAUAAAUUUUUACCAAAUGAAUAUUUAAUAUCACAUUUAGAAAAUCGUUUUAAUAAAUCUUUAUCUGAAAUGGUUAAUUAUCGUCCACCAGCUAUGGAAAUCGCUAAACCAUCAGAAUUAUUAUCAUCCGUUGAAUCUUAUAUGGAUAUUUUAACAUUAGUUGAAUCUCAUUGUCAAAUCGAUACAACAAGAAUAUUUAAUGAAGUUCUUUUACAACAAAGUCAACCAUUAGAUAGUGCAGGAAAUGAAACAAUAACCUCACUUUAUACACAUUGGUUUCUUGAAGUUCUUAUUAAACGUAUUACAAUGGGUACAAUUGUUUAUUCACCAAUACGUCGAUCAUUUGUUAGUAUACAUCAACAAGAUUUAACAUUACCAUUUGAUCCAGAAGAAUAUGCUUCAUUUAAUGAAUUAAGAGCAUUAGUAGAAUUAAUUAAACCAUAUGGUUGUAAAUAUUUAUGUGAAAUGAUUCUUUAUCGUUGUGUACAACAAAUAAAUGAAAUUCGUAAAUUAACACAUAGUCAACGUGAUCUUCUUAAUAAUCUUCGUAUAAAUUUUGAUAAACCCGCACAAAUGAAACUCUAUUUAAAACAACUUGAACAUGUUGAUUUACUUUUACAACGUGUUAUCUUAAUUGGUGUUUUAUUACAAUUAAAAAAUCUUAUUGAAGAAGCUUUACAAGAUGUUUUACAUAAACGUAUGCCAUUUUUAAUGGUUACAUUAGAACAUUUCUAUUCACAAUAUAAAACAACAACAUUUUCAAAUGAUCCACAACAUCAUUUACUUAUAAAUGAAAUGAUAUCAUCAACAGGUACAUCAACAAUAAUCGAUUCAACAUUAUGUCAAGCGUUAAUUAAUCAAAAAAAUUCUAUAAAUAAUAAUACAAAUAAUUCUGAUCAAACAACAACAAAUAAUGAAUCAGAAGAAUAUAUUCUUUCAUGUUUAAUUAUGGUUUAUAUUGCUGUUGCAUUACCACGUUUAGCAAGACUUGAAUCAACAAAAUAUAUUGUUGCAUUAGAUGCACAUGCAAAUAAUUCUCAUUGUUUAAUACGUGCAAUAAAUACAUUAAUAACAACAUUCUUUUUUGAACAUGGUCAAAGACAUAUUGAAGAUCGUUGUAAAGAAUUUCUUGCAUUAGCAUCAUCAAGUUUACUUCGUUUAAUUGAUGUUGAUUGUGGUAGUAGUGGUGGAGGACAAACAACGAAAUAUUCAAAUACAAAUACAAAUUCAACAACAAAUAAUUCAAAUGGGUUACCAAAUGAUAUUAUACAUAAAGAAGCAACAUAUAUAUUAUUAGAACAAUUUGUUAAUCAAUGUCCUUAUUUAACACGUGAUUUACUUGAAACAUGUUUUCCAUCGAGUGUUUUACGUAAUGCUUUUUUUAUUAUUUCAAGUAAUAUUGAAUGA
Messenger RNA from Adineta steineri, 1620 nucleotides. The record is from the annotation of a GenBank genome assembly. Lineage: Eukaryota; Metazoa; Rotifera; Eurotatoria; Adinetida; Adinetidae.